Messenger RNA from Nelumbo nucifera (sacred lotus), 2957 nucleotides. RefSeq lists its product as uncharacterized. NCBI's taxonomy places the organism in Eukaryota, Viridiplantae, Streptophyta, Magnoliopsida, Proteales, Nelumbonaceae. Gene Ontology annotation, molecular function: glycosyltransferase activity. The record is from RefSeq and is a predicted model, not a curated record.
GCUUCUUCUCCUCUUCUCUCUCCGUCAGAUGCUCAGAGCUCCUCGGAGUUGUUGGUGUCGCUCUGCAACUCAAGUGCGCACGUUAAGGGCCUCUCUUCACAAAUUCUUCCCACCUAGCUUCCCAUCUCUGCCUAUGAAAUUGUUUGACACUGGAGAAACUGUAAAUGAAGCUGUAAACGAAGGUCUUCUGCGGUACUGCAGUUUGUGAGUUUAUAUAGGAAAAAUUAGUUACUCGGUUCCUUUGAAGAAGAAAUUUGAUUCAAACAAUGUUGAUGAAGUUUUUUUAGUGCGGUAAGGUAGAAGGAAUAAAUGGAGGAGAACAACCAUAAAGAAGAUUUACAAGGAAAUGUGUUUAGGCAAUCUUCUGCACGUUCAAGUGGGAGCUUGAAAUCCACAUUGUCAGGGAGAUCAACUCCGAGGGGUUCUCCCUCAUUUCGAAGAUUGAACUCUAGUCGAACUCCACGAAGAGAAGCUCGAAUCAGUGGAGGCCGUUUUCAGUGGAUCCGGAGUAAUAGAUUGGUUUUCUGGUUGACUUUAAUUACACUCUGGACCUACCUAGGAUUUUAUAUUCAGUCCAAGUGGGCUCAUGGUGAUAAUAAGGAUGAGCUUAUUGGUUAUAGGAGUAAACCAGGUUUUGGAAUUUCUGACCCAAAUCAGUGGUCAGGAAAUGAAGAUUCUUUGAUGGUUAACAAUGAUUCUAGCGAGACUCAGGCAGGAGAAGGUAACAAGUUGAAUAAUUUGAAAAAAACAGGUGUAACUUUGGCUAAAAAGGAAAGUAGCACUUCUCCUCGGAGAGCAUCUUCAAAACGGAAGAGUAAGAGAUCAAGUGGCCGUAGCUUGCGUGCACGUAGGAAAACAAAGGCUAGAGUAAAUGGUCAAAGCGGUGGCUUGGAAGAGCAGGAAGAAGAGAUUCCUAAAAGAAACACCUCAUAUGGAUUGCUUGUUGGCCCCUUUGGUGCAACCGAGGAUAGAAUUUUGGGAUGGAGUGCUGAGAAGCGAUCAGGUACCUGUGAUAGGAAGGGGGAAUUUGCACGUCUUGUGUGGUCUAGAAAAUUUGUGUUGAUAUUCCAUGAGCUUUCUAUGACAGGGGCCCCACUUUCAAUGAUGGAGUUGGCAACUGAGCUCUUGAGCUGUGGGGCCACAGUUUCUGCAGUGGUUCUUAGCAAGAAAGGUGGAUUAAUGACAGAGCUUGCUAGGAGAAGGAUCAAAGUUCUUGAAGACAAGAUGGAGCUCAGCUACAAAACUGCCAUGAAGGCAGAUCUUGUCAUUGCAGGAUCUGCUGUUUGUGCAUCAUGGAUUGAACAAUAUCUUGAACAUUUUACUGCUGGAUCAAGUCAAAUAGUUUGGUGGAUCAUGGAGAAUCGACGGGAGUACUUUGAUCGAUCAAAGCUGAUGCUAAACCAAGUGAAAAUGCUCAUGUUUCUUUCCGAAUUACAGUCUAAACAAUGGCUAGCCUGGUGUGAAGAAGAAGGCAUUAAGUUGCGUUCUCAGCCUGCUCUGGUUCCACUUUCUGUUAAUGAUGAACUAGCCUUUGUUGCAGGCAUUCCUUGUUCCCUAAAUACCCCAUCAUUUAGUGUUGAGGCAAUGCUGGAGAGGAAGCACUUGUUGCGAGAUGCAGUUAGGAAAGAAAUGGGACUAACAGAGAAUGAUAUGCUUGUGAUAUCUCUAAGUAGUAUAAACCCUGGAAAGGGCCAGAUCUUGCUUCUUGAAUCAGCACGCUUGGUGGUUGAAAAAAACGUUUCCCUGGAAGAUUCUGGAGUUAAAGGUUUGAUUGAAUUAGGCCAAGAUAAUUCUACCUUAACUCAGAAGAAACAUUCCAGAGCUUUAUUUCAAGAUAUGAGCCGUGUCGGUAAAUCUUCAAAUAGAUUGUUGUCUAAUGCAUCUAGUUCUACUUUAAAUGAACAUAAGAAGAAGCAUAGACAAGUACCCAGCAUCCUCGCCUCCAGUAAUGUCACAAAGGUUUUGACCUUUGGCAAUGAUCAGAAAAUAAGGGAAGUGGUAUCUGACAAAGAAGAAACACAGGAAAAGAUUCUUAAAGUAUUAAUUGGUUCUGUUGGAUCCAAGAGCAACAAAGUGCCUUAUGUCAAAGGAAUACUCAGAUUUUUAUCCCAACAUCCUAACCUGUUAAAGUCUGUGUUAUGGACUCCAGCAACUACACGUGUUGCCUCACUCUAUGCAGCAGCAGAUGUUUAUGUUAUAAACUCCCAGGGACUUGGAGAAACAUUUGGAAGAGUGACAGUUGAAGCUAUGGCGUUUGGCUUACCGGUGCUUGGGACAGAUGCUGGAGGGACAAGGGAGAUUGUUGAUCACAAUGUAACAGGUCUUCUUCAUCCUCUCGGGCACCCAGGAACUAAAGUCCUCGCCCAAAAUCUACUUUUCUUGCUUAAAAAUCCAUCACAGAGGCAGCAAAUGGGAAUUAGAGGAAGGAAAAAAGUAGAGAAGAUAUACUUGAAGCGUCACAUGUACAAGAAAUUUGCAGAGGUCCUCUUCAAGUGCAUGAGAAUCAAAUAAGGCUUUCAAAAGGGUUUCUUGAUAAAUCUUGGAAAAUCUAGGCCUCUGAGAUCGCCUUUUUUUUCUGGAUAGGCACUGGGAAUCUUGAAGUUUCUGUAGUUGAAUUAAUCCACCACAUCUCCAUUGUUCUCAUUGAUCAAUUGGUCACAUGUCAGAACUCGGAAGCUGCUCUCAUCUGGAUUAAAAAAAAGAAAAAAAGAAAAAAAGAAACCGUGGCGCUUAGUAUUGAACCACUUAAUUUUGUCAGUUAUAGACCUACAGAGCUUCCCACUCACAAAACACUAUUAAGGAAUCACAACCAAUUGAAGUGUGACCAGUGAGGCAGUGGCCUGAGUCGGAGAACUGAGUAUACCAUGGAGAUGGGGGGAAAUAGUAAAAAAGAACACUUUGACAAACUUUUUUGUUUGACGAUGGACACAAAUGCCAUGAUGUUCAAAGUUCAAACC